Messenger RNA from Cetraspora pellucida, 991 nucleotides. The record is from the annotation of a GenBank genome assembly. Lineage: Eukaryota; Fungi; Glomeromycota; Glomeromycetes; Diversisporales; Gigasporaceae.
AAAAGAGCUAGCAGAAAAAAGGCAGCAAAAGGAAGGAAAAGUUGAAGAAAAUGUUAAAGAGAAUGUUUGGAUGAAUGUUGAAGAGGAUUUUGAGGUGAAUAUUGAGAGGGAUGUUGAGGUGAAUGUUGAGGAGGAUGUUGAGACAAAUGUUGAGAAGGAUGCUAAGAUAAAUAUUGAGGUAAAUGUUGUUAUAAAUGCUAAGGAGGAUGUAGAGGUGAAUGUUGUUAUAAAUGCUGAGAAGGCUGUUGAGGUGGAUAUUAAGAAGAAAGCUGAGGAAGAGAUUGUGCAAGAUUUAGAAAAGGAUAGUGAGCUUAAUAUAGAGGAGGAUAAUAAGGAUAGAAACAAUGAAGAUGAAAAGACACAUGAAUACUUACUUACUGUAACUCCUAUAUACAAAAUAAAGGAAAAAAGACAUAAAUGCAUUUUUACCAAUACGGCUAAAGGAACUUAUAAGGUUACAAGUUUUUUUAAAGCUGCAAAUGCAUCCUCAAUAAAUGAAGUAUUACCUAUAACAGCAUAUGAAGGAAUUAACCAACUUUAUGAAUAUUUGGUAAAAAAUGGAUGUUUAAUUACAGUCUCUAAAUAUAAUAAAUGUCAGGUGGUUUAUGAGUAUCUUGUAUUGCUGAAGAGCAGGUAUAGAAAAGAAGAAGCAAAGAUUUGGAUACCAGAUGAGAAUAUGUCAUUGCAAAAAAAAGGAAAUAGAAGAUCAAUUAUGGUGAGUAAGCUUCUUUUAGAAGAAUGUAGUCAGUUGAAAUUAAGUGAAGAAGAGGCAAGAAUGCACCCAAACAUUUCUAUAGAAGCAUGUUACUAUCUAAUGCCUGGAAAAACCAAAAAGUUUUCUAAUGCAAUAGCUGUCUUUGCCUUCGACAAUAGUACAAACCAUGGAGCAUAUGCAGAGGAUGCUCUUAUUGCAGCAAGAAUAAAUCUAAAACCUGAAGGAAACCAACCAAAAAUAUUUGAAGAAGAUAAAGAUUAUGAUGAAAAUAUGUGA